GGAAGCCUUCGGUUAUACCGUGAUCACGUGGUACGCAUUACCUCACAUGUCGUUCUUUAUCGGAUGUACAGCCUCGCUCCUAAGUAUCGCCAUGUUAUCCAUGGAACGUUCGAUUGCUGUGAACGCCAACUACCACAGAAAACUUCCAAGAAAACGAGCCGUUAACAUGUCCGUCGCGAUCUGGAUCUUCUCUUUUACAUUUCCUUGUAUCUACUUCCAAAUUGGUUAUUUCAAAUUCGCUUUCAUCUUUGCAAUCUUAAUGAUCAUUGUCACAUUCGUUGCUAUGGUGAUAGCUUUCAUACGUAUCCAUUGCAGCAUAAGGAGCACGACAGCCAGAGUCUUAACUGUUCAGCCCAUGGGAUCUGCUAACGAAAAGACUUCACAAAUAGAACUAAAACGUGCCGAGAGAGAGCGGCGAGUGACUAGAAUAUUUACAGCUAUUCUUAUCUUCUACACGAUAUGCAACUUACCCGCAUUUGUGUUCAUCUUUGUCGUCAACUUUUGCUCAAGCUGCAGUUGUAUUUUCAUCCACUGGUCACGUGACCUCCUUCUCUUGUGCGCAUUGGUCAACUGUUCGGGCAACCAGUUUCUUUAUGCUUGGAGAAUGAAGAGUUUUACGAGGGCUUUCCGUUCGUUAGUGCAUCUACCGCUGACCGACGAAGCAUCAGUGAUCCAAACACGAGAUACGCGUGACAAACAAUGAUCAAUAGCUACUCAUUCAAACUUUUGCACGCACAAUACUCAAUGUAAAACUUAUAAAACUAAUAAUAAUGAACGAUAAAUAAGUGACGCAUGCGUUGUUAAAACGACCGAAGGAAGCUUUGAAAACACUAAAGGUAAGUUCCAAUAAUCAUUACUUCCAUCUUURCAGAUCUUAAUUUCGCUUUCUAAA
Molecule: messenger RNA, 892 nt
Organism: Actinia tenebrosa (Australian red waratah sea anemone)
Lineage: Eukaryota; Metazoa; Cnidaria; Anthozoa; Actiniaria; Actiniidae
Source: RefSeq, a predicted model, not a curated record